Molecule: messenger RNA, 1209 nt
Organism: Aspergillus ibericus CBS 121593
Lineage: Eukaryota; Fungi; Ascomycota; Eurotiomycetes; Eurotiales; Aspergillaceae
Product: putative meiosis-specific topoisomerase Spo11
Exons: 6
Coding region: 1-1209 (402 amino acids)
Biological process (GO): meiotic DNA double-strand break formation; reciprocal meiotic recombination; meiotic DNA double-strand break processing
Cellular component (GO): nuclear chromosome
Molecular function (GO): ATP binding; DNA binding; DNA topoisomerase type II (double strand cut, ATP-hydrolyzing) activity
Source: RefSeq, a predicted model, not a curated record
AUGGAGAUAUCAGGAGAUGAUGACAAUGAAAACCAGCUCGCUGAGAAUAUUCCUGUUACCUCCGAGUCUCCUGUUCAAAGAUACAUACAAGAGACCCUAUCAGCCGUCCUGGAUGAACUAUCCACCCCCGACGGCCGACCCUCCAUUACACUGAGACAGAGAUCCAGAAAGCCCGCAUCAUUGUUCCUCAAUCCACGAACCAUGGCCCUUGAAACCAUGGAGACGGAGAUGUUCAGCACCUACACUUGGCCUGGCCGUGAUGCCAAUGAAGCCUGGAGAUUCACUGUCGCUUUUCGAGUCCUCUCGGCCAUUGCGGAGGCAGUUGAAGCAGGAAUGGUCGUGUCCAAGAGAGACAUAUACUAUAGCGAUACUGCCUGCUUCGGCUCUCAGAGAUUUGUCGACAGACUCGUUGAUGACUUUGCACACACAAUGAGGGUGGAUCGGGCUGCGUUAUAUGUGGAGGCAGCAGCAAAAGGGCUCAUCGUGGGAUAUUACCGGCUCACCAUGAAGAGCUGUGAAGUCGUGGAUGCACGGUUCUCAAACCAGGAUAUCCUCAUACCACGCGUACAAGAUAUCGACACGAUUGACAUUUCAGAUGUCAACUGGGCCGUAUACCGUCGACUCGCGAGCAGCAACUACCACAUCGACUCUGCAGCAGGCAAGGGGAUCCUCAUCACCGUAAGUUCCAAACCACUAUCACGUAUGAAGAGAUUGUGUCAACCUCCCCAGGGCAAAGGCUAUCCCGAUCUCAACACCCGAGCCUUCAUCCGUAAACUCUUCGACAGCCGUAACCAAUCCACUCAACGACCGCAAUUCUAUGCCUUGGUUGACAGUGACCCCGACGGAAUGGCCAUCAUGGCCACCUACAAAUACGGCUCCAUGGCCUUUGCGCACGAGAACCGAAACCUGAAUAUCCCCGGCCUGCACUGGUUAGGACUCCGGACAUCGGUUGUCGUUGCCGGGUCAGAUCCGCAGGGCGAUGAGGCACUGGUCCAUCUUACUGCAAGAGACCGGAAGAAAGCCAUGGCCAUGUUGUCCAAGAAUCCUGUUUGGGCGGCCGAUGGACCGGAGCUGGAGUGGCGUGCCGAGUUGCAGCAGAUGCUCAUGCUGGAUGUGAAAGCCGAGACGGAGAUUCUAUACGACGGGGAGGGGGGAUUGGUUGGAUGGCUUGAUCGGAAGCUAUCUUGCCUCCAAGCCAACCACCUGUAA